This is a messenger RNA of Cottoperca gobio, 4078 nucleotides long. RefSeq names its product glucose-fructose oxidoreductase domain containing 2 (gene gfod2). Lineage: Eukaryota; Metazoa; Chordata; Actinopteri; Perciformes; Bovichtidae. Gene Ontology annotation, molecular function: nucleotide binding. The record is from RefSeq and is a predicted model, not a curated record. The coding region runs from base 272 to 1426 and encodes 384 amino acids. The transcript has 3 exons.
CCUAAUUCUCCGCUGGUGACCCAUCUCCAUCCUUCAGUAGUAUCUCUGGCCCUCCCCACAGCCCUGCCGUUGCUACUGAAGUUACCAUUAGCAACUGGGCAGCGCCCGGCGGAGCACCUUCAACCGCUGUUGAUGUUGUCCUGCUAAAUACAGUACAGUAAAAUCUCUUUAAUAUCCAGAAACAGUCAAGGACUUGACAGGCAAGUGAAUCGCAGGUUGCUGGGAUGUCGAUGAUGCGUUAACAUGUAAGGUCGCAGUGUGUGGCACUGCCAUGUUGCCAGGAGUUGGUGUAUUCGGCACGGGCAGCACAGCCCGAGUGCUGGUCCCGUUGUUGAAAGCUGAAGGCUUCGAGGUUCAUGCAGUUUGGGGGCGAAGUGAAGAGGAAGCGUGCUGCUUGGCAAAGGAGCUUGGCAUCCCAUUUCACACCAGCCGAUCUGAUGACGUCCUGCUGCACCAAGAUGUCGACCUUGUUUGCAUCUAUAUUCCACCCUCAAUGACGAGGCAGAUUGCUGUCAAAGCACUGGGUAUAGGUAAGAAUGUUCUGUGUGAGAAAGCUGCAACUGCUGUGGAUUCAUUCAAGAUGGUGACUGCUGCCAGAUACUACCCACAGCUGCUAAGCGUUAUGGGUAACACCCUGCGCUUCCUGCCAGCUUUUGGGGCAAUGCGCCAGCUGCUGGUGGAGGGAUAUGUUGGCGAAAUGCAGGUGUGUGAUGUCCGAGUGUAUGGCCCCAGCCUCCUGGAUCAGUCGUACGGCUGGACAUGUGAGGAGCUGAUGGGAGGAGGCGGACUGCACACUGUCGGCUCUUCCGUCAUUGACCUUUUAAGUUACCUAACCAGUGCUCGAGCCCACCGUGUUCAUGGCUUACUGCGAACCUUUGUACAACAGAAUGGUUUGAUCCGAGGCAUCCGCCGCGUCACCAGCGAUGAUUUUUGCUUCUUCCAAAUGUUGAUGGGUGGAACUGGGUCUCGCUCUGGUGGCGUGUGUUGCACCGUGACCCUGAACUUCAACAUGCCAGGGUCAUUCGUGCACGAGGUUAUGGUAGUCGGAUCCACUGGGAGACUGAUUGCCAGGGGGACAGAGCUAUAUGGUCAACGCAAUGGGAGUAAAGGUGAGGAGCUGUUGCUAGGCGACAGUGGGUGGGUGGGGCCAGAGGUGAAAGAGAUGCCCCUGCCUCACCUGCAGGGGCUGAGCUCCAUGGUAAAGGCACUGAGACAGUCUUUUCAGGCUCACGAGGAGCGCAGGUCAUGGGCUCGAGGACCUGUUGCCAUGGCACCGACAUUUGAGGAUGGUCUGUAUGUGCAGACGGUGGUCGAGGCGGUGAAACGGUCCAGCUGUAGCGGAGAAUGGGAGUGUGUUGAGAUCAUGAGUGAGGAGCCAGAUCCGAAUCACAACCUGUGUGAGGCUCUGCAGAGAAAUAAGAACUAAAUGUAUUUAUAAACCCAGUGCAACUACUACAUGUGUCUGACAAAACUGGGCUCUGAAUGUUUUCCCUUUAAUUCAGCUGGUGAGGCAGUUUACAUUACUCAUGACUACUUUUUGCAUUUUCACAUUUUGAGCAGAAUAUUUGUGCUUUAGAAAACAUAACUGUGUUGUGGAUGUUUGUAUCCCUCACAGAUAUGAUUUUUUUGUACACUAAAUUUCUUAACUGCAGCUCCAUUAUUCUGAUUCUCAACAGAAAAUAUUAUAAUAGCUGUGUCAAAAUCUACCUGUGCCCCGUUUACAUGUUUAUCUUUACCAUGCCAAAAAGUAGACACAGUCUUUAUUCUCACUCAAGUUUAAAGUCAUCGAGUCAUGACUGCAAAUUUCCUGCUUAAUAAGGUUGAUACUCGUCACCUGUAUAUACUACAUCACCUGUCAACAAGGCACCACACCUAUGUCAAAUAUUGGCCAAGAGCAAAAGUCAAAAAGCAACCUUUCAGUGGCCGUCUGACCAUUUCCUUUAUCCUCACUUCACAGCGUGUCUGGAUACAUGUCUGUAAUUUGGGAAACAUGCAGUUUGUUGUAUUUUACUGAUAUUCCUCUUUUAGUAGUUUAUUUUAUUUUAUUUUAAGUUAAGUCAACAGACCAUCAGUGGUUUAAGUGUUUCCCAGAGUUGGAUAUUAAAUGGUCUAAAAACUAAGCAUCAGCACUAACAAAGUUGUUAAGUUGGUGCACAAGCACUUUUUUCUAAAAACCCAAUUUUGGGUCAUGACCAAUUGUUGAGCUAAACCAAGCCGGGAAUUUUGUAAUUUGGCUCAAAUUAAAACCCAAUUUUAAGUGUACAUUCCAACCGAGAAAACAUUUUAAUGUCUAUUGUACAUAACAUUUAGAUGUAUUUUGGUGUUAAUUUAUUCCCAACAUGAAUAGCACCUUAUUCUAAAUGGAAGAGUUAACCUUGAACGUGAAUAGGAAAGCAUGAGGAUGAUUUGACUAACAAAACACUUUCAUUGCUUGCAGUGUGGCGACAAAUUCAAAUGUUGCCUCAUUGGAGCUCAUCCUCUUUAAAAUUCAGAAUAAGAAUAAUGGAGCUGUGCAGAGUUUUAUUUUAUUUUAGGAAUGUGUAAUAAUAAGCAUACAUUUAAAGAUUGCAAGAGGGGCUUGUAGGCUUUUAUGUUAUGAAAUGCCAUGGCAUACGUAAAAUACCAGGGAUUGAGUAAUAUAAGCUAUAAGUGAUUCAAUUCAUGCUUAAUCCUAAAUCUUUCUUUUGAGUAUCACUCACAUCCUGUAAACUAUAAAACUGUAAGAAGUUUCCUUCUUCAUAGACGGAGAAGCUAUAGUGAGCUGGAGUUCAUGACUCCUACAGUGGAUUUCAAUAGUGACCUGUUUCAUCGUGGGGGGGAAAGUAUCUGAUCCACAUAUUCAGUAUGUUCAGUAAUUUUAUCAAAGAAAUACUACUUCCAGACUUUAAGAAGCUUCAAUGAGGGUGGUUUCCUAUUGGCAAUCUACUAAACCAUUCAAACUGACUGAAAAAGGAAACAACCACCUUUUUAAUAGCUACCUGUCAAGUUUACAAAGGAUGACAUUUGAUGCUCAGAUUAUAGAUUUUAGGUGGAGUAUCACAUUAAAUCUUACAUUAGCAGAAACAGGCUUGUCCUAGAAAUUACAGAUCAGUGACCUUUUAUUGUUUAGGUGUCAAAAGUUUUAGAUACAAAGCCUAAGGAUAUUUGACAACUAAAUUUAGUUUAAAAUGUGUGUAAAAGGUUUGUUUACAUGUGUUAACCAUUGAAGUAAUUUUAUAUGUUUUUACAAGAUUUUGUAUUUAAACUUAUUACAGAUGUUUAAAUCAAAAGAGUGGAGCCUGCCCUUCAUCCUAAAACCUUACUGAUAUUUUCAUUGAGUAGAACCACUGGAUCUGACGUGCGCGAGAGUUUAAAUGUGUGCCUCUCUAAUUGCUCAGACCAAGAGAAGGAAGUUUACGGUUGUUAUAGUCGCUCACUGCAUCAUAGUAAUGCUGAAUAUGCUGAAUAAUAUUGGACCACAACGCUCCUACUGCUGAGACGGGAGGUAAAUACAGAAGCAGGGUGCUGGUUUUUGAUUGGUCUGUCCCCUUCUUAGACCCAUGAAGGAUCUGCAAAUAAGGAUACAUACACGCAACACACGCUUACCUCACGCUAUCACAACAGUGCUUUACAAUUAAUCAAGUUUACAUCAAGUGUCUUUAUAAAAUACAUCACAUUUGCCUGCAGGAUGUUCGAUAACCCACCACUAUUAAAAUACAUUCCAACUGAGUUUUCACCUUUUUUCUUUUGUUUUUUGCACUGAUAACUGAUAAAAAUGCCACAUAUUUAAUAUGCUGUGUGGUGCUUGUACCAGCCGGCUUACUGCGAAAAUGAAUUUAACGUGUGUCUGUAUAAGGAAGAGUUUUUGUAUUUAUUUAUGUCUUUGUGCGGACAAAGGUUUGCAUUGUUUAUUCUGUUCCGUUUGUGUUUUCAGCCUGUGAAUUUCUGUUGUGAUAUUUAUCUUGUUUAGAUUUAGUGUUGUUUUAAUUGAUAUUAUGGCUUUUUGAGCACAAUGUGUUACAUUUAAGUUGGGGAAACUGUACUGUUCAUCUGCCUGACAGAUAUUUCCUUAAAUAAAUACAGAUGUAUUCAUUUAGUG